This is a messenger RNA of Rotaria sp. Silwood1, 894 nucleotides long. Lineage: Eukaryota; Metazoa; Rotifera; Eurotatoria; Philodinida; Philodinidae. The record is from the annotation of a GenBank genome assembly.
AUGCCGGUAUCUCUGAGAACAGCCGACGUGAAUAGUGAUGGCAAACUUGAUAUUAUUGUCGUGGGUAGCGGGUCAAACAAAGUUGGUGUUUUCUUGAAUAAUGGUGAUGGCACAUUUCCUGCUACUAAAGAAACUAGCAGCGCACUUCCCAAGGUCGCAAAACCGACGUCUGUGGCAACAGCUGAUGUGGAUAGCGACGGCAAAGCUGAUAUUAUUGUCGUGGGUAGCGAUACAAACAGCAUUGAUGUUUUAUUCAAUAACGGUGAUAGCACUUUUCCUAAAACAAAAAACUAUGUAAUUAAUGGUGUCACAUCACUGACAUCUGUGACAGCAGCCGAUGUAAAUGGCGAUGGUAAAGCUGAUAUUAUUGUUGGGGGUAGCAGCUCAAAUAACGUUGGUGUCUUCUUGAAUAAUGGUGAUGGCACAUUUCCUGAUACUAAAGCAUUAGCUUAUGGGUCACUCAUUAACUCAGCACCUGAGUCUGUAACAACAGCCGAUGUGAAUGGCGAUGGUAAAGUUGACAUUAUAGUCGCAAAUAAAGGCACACACAACGUUGGUGUUUUACUGAAUAGUGGUACUGGCACAUUUCCUGCUGCUCCAGUAACCUAUGGACUACUCACUAACUCAGCACCGACGUCGGUGACAACAACCGACGUGAAUGGCGAUGGUAAACCUGAUAUUAUUGUCGGAGAUAGUGGUACAAACACCUUUGGUGUUUUAUUCAAUAAUGGUGAUGGUACAUUUCCUGCUACUCAAGUAACCUAUUCAACUGGUGCUGGCACGGUACCAGCGUCUGUAGUAGCAGGCGACUUGAAUGGCGAUGGCAGAGCCGAUAUUACGGUUGCAAAUAGCGGUACAAACACCAUUGGUGUUUUCCUAGCUGUUUGCACUUAA